AUGUUCUCGGUGUUUGUGAACGGAUCUCCCACUGGUUUUUUUGCGAGUUCGCGUGGUUUGAGACAAGGAGACCCCCUAUCGUCCUUCUUAUUUCUUAUUGUCAUUGAGAGGUUGAGUAGAUUAAUGAAAAGAGCUGAGGAUCUGGGUUUUAUCAGGGGUUUCAGAGUUGGUAGAGAAGCUGCCAAUCAGAUAGAGAUUUCCCAUUUGUUAUUCGCGGACGAUACCUUGGUUUUUUGUGAUACUAACGUCUCUCAAUUGAGAUACUUAGGGUGCAUUCUUACUUGUUUCCAAGCGGUGUCCGGUCUUCAGAUCAAUGUGGGAAAGAGAGUGAUUAUUCUAGUGGGGGAUGUUCUAGAUAUCUCUUCUUUAGCUGCUGUUCUUGGAUGUGGAGUGGGCGCUUUUCCACUUCCUUAUUUGGGACUGCCUUUGGGGGUUUCCUCUAGGAUAAUGGGGAAUUGGGAUCCGGUGAUCAAUAGAUUCCAUGCUCUGUCGUUAAACGGAUUGAAAAAAUUCAGCGUCACUUUCUUUGCGGUGGAAGAAGAGAGGAAUUCAAAUAUCAUGUUAAUUGGGACCAAAGCUUUAUUGGGUAAGUGGCUAUGGAGAUUUGGUAAAGAGCGUCAUCGUCAGUGGAGAAGAGUUGUCUCGUGUCGAUUUGGGGAGGAGAGUGGGGGUUGGUCCUCUCGUCCUAUUUUUGUCAUGGGAGACGUUGGAGUGUGGAAAUUCAUUCGGAAGAUGUGUUUUCCACCCACAUCAGAUUCAAAGUUCGCAAUGCAAAUGAUGGUGAGGAACACUUGCGACAGGCGGCGAUGGUUUACGAGUCGUACUACUGAUGCAGUUAGUAAUACAACUGACGUUGAGAGUAAUGUUUUUUCUUCUAAUGCAGCUGGUGAUGCAAACAACGUUGAGGAUCCACGUAAGUGUUUGUAA
Messenger RNA from Cornus florida, 927 nucleotides. RefSeq lists its product as uncharacterized. NCBI's taxonomy places the organism in Eukaryota, Viridiplantae, Streptophyta, Magnoliopsida, Cornales, Cornaceae. The record is from RefSeq and is a predicted model, not a curated record. The transcript is spliced from 4 exons. Bases 1 to 927 code for a protein of 308 amino acids.